Messenger RNA from Erythranthe guttata (spotted monkey flower), 6884 nucleotides. The record is from RefSeq and is a predicted model, not a curated record. NCBI's taxonomy places the organism in Eukaryota, Viridiplantae, Streptophyta, Magnoliopsida, Lamiales, Phrymaceae.
CCAAAAUUAAAGAAAGCCCAAAUUAAACCAAAGUAGCCUUUAUUUCUGGCCCACAUUAUCGCGCUCGAAAUAGUUUUGACAAUCUUUUUCUAGAGAGAGAAAAUAAAUGAAUUGCAAGCGAUUUUAGAGAGAGAAAGUUUUGGGGGCACCAACGAGCACGAAGAGGGACGAGCCUGAAGCAAUUUUACAUCAAAAUUACAGAAAUAGAACUGACCUAUACAUACGCGUAUUUGUAUGUAUCUAUUUAUCUCCGUAGUGUUGUUCUAGGAGGGAUUCUUUGAUAAUUUUACGUACUCUUGGGCAAAAGUUAUACCUCCUCGCUUUGAGUUGAGGUACCUUCUGCAUCAGAAGUUAAACCCUAGGCGCAGAGCAAAAAUUCAGAGGGGCACCCCAUUGUUUAGCCCUGAAUUGCUUCUUCUUCGUGGUAAUCGCAAUUGAGGAGUUUGCUUUCGUCAUGAGUUAAUGGACCAGAUUAUCUGUAGCUGUUGAAGACGGGAAUGCAUGGGUGCACUUCAACAUCUGUUCUCCUAGUCAAUGCCGAAUUUGAUUCAAUGGGGGGAGUUGUUGAAGGAGGAGUUGGUAUUGUUAACAAAACUUCUCCCCGACGAGCGGCAAUUGAGAAAGUCCAAGCAGAGCUCAGGCAAGAGUAUGAAAUUCGGGAGAAAAGGAAUAGAGAAUUGGCAUUUCUUGAGGAAGGUGGAGAUCCUAUGGAGUAUUAUAAGAUUAGGAGUGCUGCUUCAGUUAGUGUCCAUUCAACUUCAUUUACUGAUCAGCUUGUGACCAGUGAGGCAAAAGGUAGUAUUGCAUUUACUGCGUCUCCUCAUGGAGACUCUGUGGAAAGUAGUGGUAGACUUGGUGAAAAACCUUUUGAAUCCAAUGGUGCCGAUAAUCUAGUUUUAUUUGAUGCUGAACAUGAGUUUUCUGAAGGUGAUAAGAACUCAUUACAUGCCAGUAGGAGUAACAUUGUGCCAUCUGAAAAGUUAUCCCAGGUGGGAGGGAUUCAAAGAACUCGGGAGCAUGGAGAUUCAGCUGCUUUUGGCAUCCCGAGAAAAGCAUAUAAGAGACGAUAUCGGUCCCGUCCAAAUCGUGAUGGAACUAGGUCAAGUUCGACCGAUGUGAAUCCAACUCGUGCCAUUCAAAGCUCUUCUGUACCUUCUCGCCAUGGCCUCAGGGAUGUUAAAGGAUUGAUAUCUGAUGCGGAAAAUCUAAAUGCAUCAAUAGACUGUAUUUCAAAGGCAACAAGUCCAGUAGAUGGUGCUGUUCAGAAGACUGGAUUGACUGAUAGUCAGCAGGAUAUGGAGUUAGAUGGUAUAAAGACUGUAGAAUCAACUAAGGACCAGAUUGCUGGCGUUCCAGUGGAUGCUACCUCUGAUGUAAUUGCUUCUGAAAUUCCAUUGCAUGACCAACAAUCACACCCAGGUGUUGUGAAAACUCCUAUUCGAAUUGAUUCUGAUGGAACUGAGUCUGUCCAAGCAGUAGAAGAAAUUACUUCUGCAGUUGUUGAGUGUCAGCGUAGUGCGAAUGCCAUUGAAGUUGAGAAUCACUCUAGUUCAUGUCAGAUGAAUGGUUUCAGUAAUAAAAAGGAGGAUGGGAUGGAAGAUGGCAUCCGAAAAACCAGUGCUUCUCGUGGCAUAAAUAGUUUGGCUUCUGACAAGUCUUGUACCCAAACCAGGCUAUGUGUUGAUGGAAAUAAUGACAGUGAACUCUAUAGUAAAGUAAGAAAUGCUGACUCGAAAGGAAAGAUUUAUGACCAAACCCUAGUUCCAGAUGUGGACGCAGUUGUAAAAGGUGAUGAAUCUGUAAAAGACAAGAAACAGACUGAGGCUCUGGGUAGUUCUACUCUUGUCAAUGUGAUGAACCCUUCUGCAGGUCUAACCCGGAGAGAUAAUGGCUUUAAACUCCACCCUGAGGAUGAAUUGAAUCAAAGUGGAGCUACUUUGCAAAAUGAGGGGAAUGAUCAAUUUGUCAUUGAAGAAACAGAAGCUAGUGGACGCGAUGGAUCAGAAUCAGGGAGAAAACCCGCUGACAUUCGUAGACUCAACAAUUUAAAUUCUUCCAACGUCAGGCAACAGGGUUCUGUUGGUAUCUCAAUUUCGGAUCUUCCAGAGAGUGGGUCAUUGACUAGGCUUUCUACGGUUUCUUUGGAGGCUCAAACUUCUUCUUUGGCUGACUUGAACUUGGCAAGGAAAAUUGACGAAGACUCAAUCUUGAAAGAAGCACAAAUCAUCGAGGCAAAGCGAAAGAGGAUUGCGGAGUUAUCCUUUGCUACUUCUCCAAAGCAAAUUCAUCCAAAAUCUCAUUGGAAUUAUGUGCUUGAAGAAAUGGCGUGGUUGGCAAAUGAUUUUGCCCAGGAGCGUAUUUGGAAAAUAGCUGCUGCAGCCCAGACGAGUUCUCGAGCUGCGUUUACUUGUCAGCUGAGGAAAAAAGAGAAGAGUUCUGGUAUGGAGGCGAAGAAGGUUGCUCAUACUUUGGCAAAAUCUGUCAUGGAGUUCUGGCAUUCAGUAGAGGAGACAAGCAAUGUACUGGAGCAGCAAAAUCAAAGGGAGGAUAUACUUUCAGUUCAGGCUUAUGCAGUGAGAUUUCUGAAAUAUAACAAGUCCAAUAUUGUUCAUAACCUAGCUGAUUGGCGGUUCUCACCAGAUAGAGUGUCUGACAUGGAAAUCCUUGAUCUCUCAUGGGGGGACAAUAUAAAAGAAGAGAACUUAUUUUACACAAUUCCCCCUGGAGCCAUGCAGACCUACAAGAAUUCAAUUGAAUCGCAUGUGGCCAAGUUUGAGAGAAUUGCUAGUAGAGUGCAAGAGGAUGUGGAAACUUCUGCAUGUGGUGCAUCUGCAGGCUUCGAGUCUGAAGACAAUACAUAUGAUGAAGUUAUCGGAGAAACACACACAUAUGACAUGUCAAUGGCUUUUGAAGGUAGCAAGUCUUCAAGAUCUGCCGAAAAGAAUCGGAAACAGCUGAUAAAUGCAUACGGUGUGAGAUCGUAUGAAGUAAGCUCUGAUAUAUUGCAGAUGCAAUCUGCUGAAAAUAAAGUUGCGACACAAACUUUACUGGGAAAACGGCCAGGGGCGAGUCUUAAUGUGUCAAUACCAACAAAACGUGUUCGAACUGCUUCCAGGAGAGUUAUCAGCCCUUUUAGUGCAGGGACAUCUGCUUGCAUUCAGGUACCAAAUAAAACAGAUGUUUCAAGUGGUGAUACCAAUUCAUUUCAGGAUGAUCAGAGUACUCUUCGUGGUGGAUCACUUGUUCCACAUAGCUUGGAAGUUGAGUCGGUUGGGGCUUUCGAAAAACAAUUACCAUUUGAAUCGGCAGAAGUAUCGACAAAACAUAAGAAGAAGAAGAAAGCAAAGCAUCUGAAUGCCGCAUACGAACCGAGAUGGCAGGUUGAUUCCACUUUCCAAAACGAGCAGUUUCAGAGGGAUCACUUGAAGAAGAGUCAUCAACUUGAAUCUAAUGGUAGCAGCGGUUUAUUGGGUCAACCCAUGAUGAAGAAACCAAAGGUUAUGCGGCAAUCACAGGAUAACACUUUUGAGAAUAUAACACCAAUUACUGGUUCUGUUCCUUCUCCUGUAGUUUCCCAAAUGAGUAACAUGUCCAAUCCAAAUAAAUUUAUUAAAAUGCUUGGUGGUCGGGAUCGGGGUAGAAAACCAAAAGGUCUCAAGAUGCCUGCUGGGCAGCCCGGCUCAGGAAAUCCAUGGACACUCUAUGAGGACCAGGCACUUGUUGUCCUGGCACAUGACCUGGGCACGAACUGGGGGCUUGUAACUGAUGCUUUUAAUUACACUCUGAAGUUGAUGUGCAUAUACCGCAAUGCUAAGGAAUGCAAGGAACGUCAUAUUAUUCUGAUGGAUAAAACUUCUGGUGAUGGAGCAGAUAGUGCUGAAGAUUUGGGGCCCACUGAACCUUAUAGUUCUACAUUACGUGGCAUUCCCAAUGGAGCUGCCAGACAGUUGUUUAAACGUCUGCAGGUGCCAAUGGAGGAAGACACCAUGAAAUCUCACUUUGAGAAGAUCAUCAGUAUUGGGCAGAAACAAUACUGUCGUAAAAAUCAGAAUGAUUACCAGGAUCCCAAGCACCUUGAGCAAUUUCAUGUCUCUCAUACAAAUGCUCUUUCCACAAUUUGUCCUAACCCUCUGGAUCUGUGUGAUGCCACCAUGGCUGCACAUGAUGUACUCUCCCCUGGGUAUCAAGGGCAACACUCUGGCGGAUUAACCAUUCCAAAUCAUGGAAUUGUGACUCCCAUGCAUCCUGCAUCUGGUUCCUGUUCUGUGUUGCAAGGAUCCUCCAAUAUGAUGCUUGGCAACAACUUUUCAUCAUCACCUGGUUCUCUCAAUUCCUCUGUCAGGGAUGGUAGAUAUGGUGUUCCUAGAUCUGCAUCAUUAUCACCCAAUGAACAGCAAAGGAUGCAACAAUAUAGUCAAAUGAUACCCGGUAGAAAUAUGCCGCAACCCAAUGUCUCUGCUCCGGGAGCUCUUCCAGCAACUGAGCGUGGUGCUCGUAUUAUUCCUUCUGGCAAUAGCAUGGGCUUAGGGUCCGGUGUUAAUAGAAGCAUGCCAAUAGCAAGACCUGGGUUCCAAGGAAUUUCUUCACCAUCGCUUGUUAAUUCCGGGAGUAUGGUUUCCCCUGUUAUGUCGUCGGGUAAUAUGCACUCUGGAGUUGGUGGCUCUGGUCAAGGAGCGAUGUUGAGACCUCGUGACGCUUUGCACAUGACGCGGCCUGGGCCAAGUCAGGAUUCGCAGAAGCAAAUGAUGGUCUCUGACCCAGUGAACAACCAAUCUCACUUUGGUGGGUCGAGUUCCCCUUUUCCUAAUGCUUCAUCACCAGUGACAUCACACCCUCUCCAUCACCAGCAGUCCCAUCCAGUAUCUCCGCAGCAGCCUCAAGUUCCCAAUCCUCAUCAUCCACAUUUUCAAGGACCAGCAAAUCAUGCACCCAACGCCCAGCAACAAGCCUAUGCACUUCGCUUGGCUAAAGAGAGGCAGCAACAUCGACUUCUGCAGCAACAGCAGCAGCAACAGCAACAGCAAUAUGGUGCAUCAAGUUCUUUGAUGCCACAUAUACAGUCGCAGCCUCAAAUUCCUUUAUCUUCUCCUGUGCAAAGUGGUUCACAACUUCAACCCCAAGCAGGUUCUUCGCCAGCAUCACUUUCUCCAUUGGCUUCUUCGAUGAAUUCAACGCCACAGAAUCAGCAGAAGCCUCAAGCCCCAACUCGGGGAGUUGUAAGGAAUGCCCAACAACCUGGUGGCAGUGGGUUAACCAAUCAGGCAAGCAAGCAGCGGCAAAAGCAGGUUUCACAAGCUAACAGGCAACACCCUCAGCAGCGGCAGCAGCCACAAGGUGGUCAACAGCCAACAAAAGUUGUGAAAGGCGCUGGGAGAGGCAACACAGCGAUGCACCAGAAAAUCCCAAUUGAUCCCUCCCUAGUGAAUGGGGUUUCUACAAAUCCAGGGAAUCAGUUUCCACAGAAAGGGGAAGCAGCCACACAUUCAACGCAAAAUCAGGGCUUAUAUACUGGUUCAGCACUCAAUGCUGUGCAACCAACAAGGCAGCAUAUUUCUUCUCAAUCUAAUCAGUCCAUGCCUCAGCAAAAAAUCAAUUCUGCCUCAUCCACUAAACAUCCGCACCAGAUGAGUCACUCUGAUAAUGGCAGUCAGGCUUCUGGCCAUCAGUCUGUUUCAUCUUCGGCCGUAGCUGGUUCAAACCACCAACAUGCAUUAUCUCACCCAAAGUUAGCGAAUAGAAAACAUUUACUUCUUCAGAGAGUGGUUCCGUCAAAUCACCAGAUAAAUUCUGAUCCAUCAAAUAAACCACAAGUAAGAGAUUCCGAUUCUGAUCAGCACCUAACAACCAGCUCUACUGAGGUGGAUCCAAUGGUAACAUUGCCUCAAGCCACUAGUAAUACAACUACCGCGGUACAGUCUGUCUCUCCGGCCAGUGCUCCUCAGUGGCAUGCUUCAGAACCAUUUUUUGAACCAAAUACACUAAAUCCAGCAGCAAAUGUGUCAAUGCCCAACUCUAGUGAGUCUUCUCCGCAAGGGAGCCAAGGGCGUGGACAGAGACUAUCAUCAGCCAGUGUACCCUCCAUUAGGCAUGAUGUUAGUGCACAAUGGCAAAAGCAGCCAUCACAACUGCAAAAUCCUAACUCACCAGUGACCCAGCAACAGCAGCAGCAGCAGCAGCAGCCGCCGCCGCCGCUACAUUCUCAGCAGCAGCAGCAGCAGCAGCAGCUUCUACAAGCAGGGAGUGGCAAUUUGUACAGUAGGCCUACUGACCAUAGAUUGGAAUGAAGAUUAGCCAACAGAUUGUGUGGUGAUUGAUUGGUGCUGUCCAUGUCUGUCAGCAUAUUCUCGGGACAGCAUUGUACAGUGAAGCCGCGGAUAUGUAAGGGAGCAGAAUAUGACAUGUUGGCAAAUUUUAACAGUUGCCUACAAAUUGUGAAGAGGGAUUUUGGGUGGUUCAAAAUUUUGUGAAGAUUGUAUAUUAGAAUUGCCCUGAGGAGGCUUCGGGAAAAAGAUAGAGACAGAUAGUAGAGGUAGGUGUACAGGAUCUCAUCUCUCCUUUCGUUCCUUUCUCUUUGUGCCCCUCAUUGUUUACAUGCUCGUUUGAGGGGGCAAUAUUUGCUUUUCGCCUUCAUAGAUCCGUCAUGUUUUGUCGCCUGUAUCUUAAGAGGGUUUAGUUCUUAUUGAUAUGGCCGAAGGCUGUGAAAUUUUUGUGAAUAUUAAUUAGCCUUGUUGUGUAUACACUAGUCAAUAUCAUCAAAAUAGGGUUCAUCGACGCUUUUUGACCUGUAUGUUAUGUAUUAUGUUCUCAGAGAAUUUUUAGAGAUUCGAACGACAGGAAAUCAAUAUCAGAAACUCAUCUAACCCUAGUUCACAUAACCAGAGGGC